This is a messenger RNA of Aspergillus mulundensis, 843 nucleotides long. RefSeq names its product WW domain binding protein 11. The coding region runs from base 1 to 843 and encodes 280 amino acids. NCBI's taxonomy places the organism in Eukaryota, Fungi, Ascomycota, Eurotiomycetes, Eurotiales, Aspergillaceae. The transcript has a single exon. Gene Ontology annotation, biological process: RNA processing. The record is from RefSeq and is a predicted model, not a curated record.
AUGCCUAAAGACAAGGAGCGCUCGGUCAAUCCGGCCGCCGCGCAGCGGAAGCUGGAGAAGCAAAAGAGUCUCAAAAAAGGCAAGGCCGAGGCGCUAGCCCGCCGGAAUGAAAAACUCGGCCGUCGAAAUCCAGAGCGCAUCCAACGGCAAAUCAAUGAGCUCAAGGAAAUGGAGCAGUCAGGGCAGGCCCUGCGACCACGUGAGAAACAGAUCUUGGAAGCUCUCGAACGGGAUUUGCGGGCCGUCCAAAAGGCCCGGGAAGCAUUGGGAGAUAAGGCACCCAAGUUUGCGAACUCGCAGCGCCAGCGGGGCGACGAUCACCCGCACGAAGGUAGGGACGGCGGGGUAUUGGGGAAGCGGAGGCGAGAUGGCCAUGGGCGCUUUGGGGAGCAGGAUAGCGACAGCAGCGAGACUGACGAAGAUGUCCGGAGGAUACCGAUGCCCCGAGAUACGCCCCCGCCUAUUCCACGCGAGUACCAGAAAAGAAACCAGGCAAAUGCAGGCGGCCAGGCUCGCGGCCCGCAUUCCCUUCCGGCCAGGCCCCCGGUGACAGAAUCAAGGACGGUCUACGAGGCCAAGCCAGAAAUCCGUGACCUACGACAAGAAGCCGUCAGCAAGUUCAUUCCGGCCGCGGUCAGAACCAAGCAGGAAUCAAUACGAGGCCAGGGCAAACUAUUAGAGCCGGAAGAGCUCGACCGGUUAGAAAAGGCCGGGUACAACGCCGGCCCUGCAGGGACGGUCACUGCCGCCGAAGAACAGGAAAAACUCCUCGAUGAAGAAAGACGGUUCAACCAAGAACUCAAGUCCGUCCAAAUCGAGGAAGUUGAAGACGAAGAAGCAUGA